CCCCUCAAGAAGUCUCGAGCGCGGCGACUAGGGUUAGCCUCAUCGACCUCCGCGGCGGCGGCGCCGGCGGCGACUGGGUUACUCGUGGCGACGGUGGCUUGGGAUUCAUGGCGCACGUAGAGGAGGAGGAGGUCGUGGACAUGGAGCCCCUCUUCUUUAGUGAGGCGUACGUCGCGAAGAUGGUGGCGGAUGCGGAGGAGGAGGAAGAGAGGUGUCGGCGGGAGGAAGAGGACAAGAUGCGGAAGGAGAAGGAGUACCGGCGGAGACGCGAGGCGCACGAAGCGGUCAUGGACUCCAUCAUCCAGCACGAUCCCAAGGUUGAGCGCGACGUCUACACCCGGUUCUUUCUCAGAGAUUUCUCCGUCUUUGACAUCGAUGAAGAGUCGUCUGUCCCUCCAAUGCGAUACACUGAUAGUAUCUACGAAGAUGAAUUUGGGCUAGAAGACUCUGCAAACAUCCUCUCCGUCAGCAUAGUCUCCUCAGAUGUAGGCUUCCCAGUCAAUGUCUAUGGCUGUGUCAUUGCCAGAGACAGCAUUGACUACAAGUGCAUUUAUCUCUUUCACCGCAAUAGAGAUGAUUGCCAGCGUCUCAACGAGGAUGGAAUGCUGAUUUUAACUGGCCCAUAUCGAGGUCUAGUGCUGGUUGAUUUCAUCUAUCUAGAGAUAGAUCUUAAAAUAAGGGAAGAAGGAGUUCCAGACAGGCCAUUUAGCAAGGGUCUAAUAAGCAUUGAUGGCCGAGUACUGUCUAGAGAGAAAGAUGUCAUGGUUAGAAGUGAAACCCUUGAGAGCUGGCUCAGCACUACAGAAGUGAGAUUCACAACUGUCCUGAACGCAGUCGAAUGCACCUUUGAAAUCAAGCUCAUUGAGGGGCUUUUUAAAGGAAAUAUAACAGUUGGCAUUGCGGAUAAAGCUCGCAAGCUGGACAAUGAACAAACGAUUGUGAUUCAUGAUAGCACAGCAGAUGGCGUGGUUACAAGUGAUGAAAGUGGAGUUAUCAAACUCCGGCGAAGUGUCAUUACUAUCUGUCUGGAAAGAAAUGUGAUGUUUCGCAUAAAUAAUGAGGCUGCUGGUGUUUGUGCUGAACGAACCUUUGAUUUAAGUCCACGGCGCACUGGUGCAGAUGAAUUGGAAAUUACGUGUGGUGCUGGGAAGUUCGGAUUCAGGGUCGUCUGGUCCUUGAUGGACUUUAGGCUGUAAUCUUGUGCCUUUAUAAACCAAGUUGAACUAAGUUAUAUCGCGAGUCAGUGAUGUAAUGGAUCAAGUAGAUGUAGUGGACUGAGUUAUAUCGUGGUGGAAUGAUGCAGUGAACUAAGUUAAUCGUGGUGUAAUAAUGCAGUGAACUAAGUUAAUUGUGAUGUAAUGGUGUGGUGCACUAAGUUAUAUUAUUGUUAUUAGGUAACUUGAUGGAUUAUAAGUAAUGAUGUAGCGAACUAAAUUAUAAUGUAUUAUGGUGGCGUGUUAUACCGAAUUUGUUGGUUUAAUUUUUUGGCAUA
This is a messenger RNA of Triticum aestivum (bread wheat), 1492 nucleotides long. RefSeq lists its product as uncharacterized. The coding region runs from base 108 to 1196 and encodes 362 amino acids. The transcript is spliced from 3 exons. NCBI's taxonomy places the organism in Eukaryota, Viridiplantae, Streptophyta, Magnoliopsida, Poales, Poaceae. The record is from RefSeq and is a predicted model, not a curated record.